Lemur catta (Ring-tailed lemur) is the source of this 3790-nucleotide messenger RNA. It is a transcript of the gene ERAP2, whose product is annotated as endoplasmic reticulum aminopeptidase 2. The transcript has 18 exons. The record is from RefSeq and is a predicted model, not a curated record. Bases 136 to 3000 code for a protein of 954 amino acids. Gene Ontology annotation, biological process: proteolysis; peptide catabolic process. Gene Ontology annotation, molecular function: metalloaminopeptidase activity; zinc ion binding; peptide binding. Gene Ontology annotation, cellular component: cytoplasm. Lineage: Eukaryota; Metazoa; Chordata; Mammalia; Primates; Lemuridae.
AAUCCAUUUAUUGAAACAUUGCUCAGAUCCUGUGUGUCAUAUCUGGAGCUGAUGCUGUGCUACGGAGAACUAUAGGCGUAGCCUGGAUAUCAACUUGUCUUCUAGAGAGCAGAAUCAGUGUUCCAUUCUUCUGCAAUGGUUAAUUCACACGGAAAACCAAUAUUUAAUAUUUACAUAGGAUUUUACUGCUUAGCAGUCAUCUUGCCCAAAAUAUGCAUUUGUUCUCAAUUCUCAGUGUCAUCUAGUUAUCAGUCCAAUAAGCAUCCUGGAGCUUUCCCAGUAGCCACCAAUGGGGAACCAUUUCCUUGGCCAGAGCUAAGGCUCCCCAACACGGUCACUCCCCUCCACUAUGACCUUUUAAUCCACCCCAAUCUCACCUCUCUGGACUUUGUUGCAUCUGAGAAGAUUGAGGUCUUGGCCAGAGACGCCACCCAAUUUAUCAUCUUGCACAGCAAAGAUCUUGAGAUCACGAGUGCCACCCUUCAGUCAGAGGAAGAUUCGAGAUACAUGAAACCAGGGAAAAAGCUGCAUGUUUUGAGUUAUCCUACUCAUCAACAAAUUGCACUGCUGGUUCCAGAGAGACUCAUGCCUGGCUGGAAAUACUACGUGGAUAUUGACUUCCAGGCCAAGUUAGCGGAUGGCUUUGAAGGGUUUUACAAAAGCACAUACAGAACUCUUGGUGGUGAACAAAGAGUAAUUGCUGUAACAGAUUUUGAGCCGACUGAGGCACGCAUGGCCUUCCCUUGCUUUGAUGAACCAUUGUUCAAAGCCAACUUUUCAAUCAAGAUCAGAAGAGAGAGCAGACACAUCGCCCUAUCCAACAUGCCAAAGGUUAAGACAAUUGAACUUGAAGGAGGCCUCUUGGAAGAUCACUUUGAAACUACUGUCAAAAUGAGUACAUACCUUGUAGCCUACAUAGUUUGUGAUUUCAAGUCUGUGAGUGGCACAGCCUCAUCAGGGGUCAAGGUGUCCAUCUAUGCAUCCCCAGACAAAUGGAGCCAAACACAUUAUGCUUUGCAGGCAACACUGAAGCUACUUGAUUUUUAUGAAAAGUACUUUGACAUCAACUAUCCACUCUCCAAACUGGACCUAAUUGCUAUUCCUGACUUUGGGUCUGGAGCCAUGGAAAAUUGGGGCCUUAUUACGUAUAGAGAAACAUCACUGCUCUUUGAUCCCAAGACUUCUUCUGCUUCUGACAAACUGUGGGUCACCAAAGUCAUAGCCCAUGAACUAGCACAUCAGUGGUUUGGCAACCUGGUUACAAUGGAAUGGUGGAAUGAUAUUUGGCUUAAUGAGGGGUUUGCAAAUUACAUGGAACUUAUCUCUGUUAACGCUACCUAUCCAGAGCUGCAGUUUGAUGACUCUUUUUUGGAUGUGUGUUUUGAAGUAAUAGCAAAAGAUUCACUGAAUUCAUCUCGCCCUAUCUCCAAACCAGCAGAAACUCCUACUCAAAUACAGGAAAUGUUUGAUGAAGUUUCCUAUAACAAGGGAGCUUGUAUUUUGAAUAUGCUCAAGGAUUUUUUGAGUGAGGAGAAAUUCCAGAAGGGAAUAAUUCAGUACUUAAAGAAUUUCAGCUACAGAAAUGCGAAGAACGAUGAUCUGUGGGACAGUCUAUCAAACAGUUGUUUAGAAGGUGAUUUUACAUCUGGUGGAGUUUGUUAUUCUGAUUCCAGGAUGACAAGUAACACACUCGCCUCUUUGGGGGGAAAUGUGGAGGUUAAAGAGAUGAUGACUACGUGGACUCUCCAGAAAGGCAUCCCCCUCGUGGUGGUCAAACAAGACGGGCGUUCGCUCCGACUACAACAGGAGCGCUUCCUGAAGGGGGUUUUCAAAGAGGAUCCUGAAUGGAGGGCCCUGCAGGAAAGGUAUCUGUGGCACAUCCCGCUGACCUACUCCACGAGUUCCUCCAAUGCAAUUCACAGACACAUUCUAAAAUCAAAGACAGAUUCCCUGGAUUUACCUGAAGAGACCAGUUGGGUGAAAUUUAAUGUGGACUCAAAUGGCUACUACAUUGUUCACUAUGAGGGGAACGGAUGGGACCAACUCACUGCACAGCUGAACCAGAACCAUACGCUUCUCAGACCUAAGGACAGAAUAGGUCUGAUUCAUGAUGUGUUUCAGCUGGUUAGUGCAGGAAGGUUGACCCUGGACAAAGCCCUCGACAUGACCCGCUAUCUCCAACACGAAACAAGCAGCCCUGUGCUUCUCAAGGGUCUGAGCUACUUAGGUUUGUUUUACCACAUGAUGGACUUAAGGAAUAUUUCAGAUGUCUCAGAAAACCUCAAGCAUUACCUUCUCCAGUAUUUUAAGCCAGUGAUUGACAGGCAAAGCUGGAGUGACGAGGGCUCGGUCUGGGACAGGAUGCUUCGCUCUGCUGUCUUGAAGCUUGCCUGCGACCUGAACCAUGCUCCUUGCAUCCGGAAGGCGGCUGAACUCUUCUCUCAGUGGAUGGAAUCCAAUGGAAAAUUAAAUAUGCCGACAGAUGUUUUAAAGAUUGUGUAUUCUGUGGGUGCUCGGACAACAGAAGGAUGGAAUUACCUUUUGGAGCAAUAUGAAUUGUCAGUGUCAGGUGCUGAAAAAAACAAAAUUCUGUAUGCGUUGUCAACGAGCAAGCAUCAAGAAAAGUUAAUGAAGUUAAUUGAACUAGGAAUGGAAGGAAAGGUUAUCAAGACACAGAACUUGGCAGCUCUCCUUCAAGCAAUUGCCAGAAAUCCAAAGGGGCAGCAAUUAGCCUGGAGUUUUGUAAGAGAAAAUUGGACCCAUCUCCUUCAAAAAUUUGACUUGGGCUCGUUUGCCAUGCGAAUGAUCAUCUCUGGCACCACAUCCCACUUUUCUUCCAAGGAUGAAUUGGAAGAGGUGAAACUAUUUUUUGAAUCUCUUCAGGCCCAAGGAUCACAUCUGGAUAUUUUUCAAAUUGUUCUGGAAACCAUAACCAAAAAUAUUAAAUGGCUGGAGAAGAAUCUUCCCACUCUGAGGACUUGGCUACUGGUUAACCUUUAAAUGGUCAAUAGAAAGAGUAUAUCAAACACAGGCUAUGUCUGCAUGAAGUCCAACAGAGUAGCACUCCUCAGAGUUGUGGAUAUUUUGUCCAACCUGUCAGAAGCCUCAAGAAAUCAGCGUGCAGCUACCUGCUCUCAGUUAUCAUCUCCACCUGACAGAUAAACAAUGCUGGGGUAGGGAAAGGCCAGUUCAGUAGCCUACUUAAAAGUAAACUCCCGGAGUAAUAGAUAUAUGUGGAGAUAAAAACAGAGAGCUAUAGAUAACACUGUAAUAGCUUAGCCUCAAUGUGACCUUCUCUAUUGCUUCAUACUAUGCCACUAUUUUGCUGCUUGAAUUCUUUUUUAACCUUGCUGAGUAUCCUGAAGUUUGCCCAACCAGUUUUACUUCCAAGGAAAAUUAGCCAAUUCAUAAAGAAAAUUAUCCUUCAUUUGCAGUCUUCCAUCUCCCUCCCCUGCCACUCAGCCUGAACUAAAUAGUUUAUUGAAUUUUACCAUUCACGUGAAGGAUAAGGAUCAGGAAACCAGAGCUUUUGUCACCAAACCUCAGAUUAUUAGAAACUAGAUGCCAGUGUUUACCAAGGAAGUCCAGAGGGCAUUUUGGCUUCAGCCUCACAUCCAUGAAGAACCUCUCGGUACACUUUUGAGGUCAUUUCAAAUGAAUUUGCAGUCACAGAGGUACAGGAAAGAAGAAACUCACCAUACCACUUUAAUCCAUACACUGGUGCCUUUUUUUUUUUUUUUUAAACAGUCUCACUCUGUCACCCUGGCUAGAGUACAGUGGCAUCAUCAUA